UCAGAGCGACUUAUUUCCGCGAGGAGGUAUUUUUCAUAACAGCGGCCGCGCGUGUACGGCAACGUUUUGGGCCACGGGGACGCUAACGGUGGACCGUGGGCACUGUGGACGCCUUCCCGCCUAGUGCACGGCAUUACGCUAUUAUUCUAAGGCAGUGUAGUAAUAGAUACAGAAGCUUGUCACAAUGUUGGAUAUUCGCCCAAACCACACCAUAUACGUCAAUAACCUUAAUGAGAAGGUGAAAAAGGAAGAGCUCAAGAGAUCACUUUAUGCAAUAUUCUCCCAGUUUGGCCAAAUUCUUGACAUUGUUGCAUUGAAGACACUAAAAAUGCGUGGCCAGGCUUUUGUUAUCUUCAAGGAAAUUCAGAGUGCCACCAACGCCAUGCGUGCCAUGCAGGGAUUUCCUUUCUAUGACAAACCAAUGAAAAUUGCUUACUGCAAGACAGACUCAGACUUAAUAGCUAAACAGAAAGGCACCUACAAGGAACGAGGAACAAAACGAAAAGAAGAAGAGAAAAAGAAAAAGAAAGGGAAAGAUGCAAAAGGAGCACCGGUUGUGCCUUCUGCCACUGCUGCAGCAGCAAAACCUGGAGCCACCGUUGUACCUCCACGUCCAAACCUGUUCAACCAGCCACCGCCAGUUCAUGGAGCAGGAGGCAUCGGGGUGCCUGAACAACCCCCCAACCAGAUUCUCUUCCUUACUAAUCUGCCAGAUGAAACUUCUGAGAUGAUGUUGUCCAUGCUCUUCACACAGUUCCCCGGAUUCAAAGAAGUACGUCUGGUUCCUGGUCGCCACGAUAUUGCUUUUGUGGAGUUUGAGAAUGAAAUGCAAUCUGCAGCAGCCAAAGAUGCCCUUCAAGGCUUCAAGAUCACUCCCACACAUGCCAUGAAAAUUGCAUUUGCUAAGAAGUAAGGUGCACCAGUCAUGGAAAUCCAAAGUACUGUCCAAGAUCUUACUUCAGUGGCAUUGCAUAUUUAUUUAGUUAAGGAAAAUGAACCAUACAGUUAACAUCCCUCAUUCUUACUCCAAUAAAUGCAUAAUUGGCAUUAGCUACAAAAUUUUGAAGGUGGGUUUAGGGAAACUUUUCAAGCAUUAAUUCCAUUUCCCCAAAUUAGUAAUCUUAUCAUUGUUGCUGUUAGUGCAGUCUUGUCUUUAAAUUUGAUGAGUCGCCUUGAAUAAAAUUCCCUUUUAUUCACAGUCCAUGAUAACAAAUGAUAGGAUACAUAUGAUAAGGGUGUUAAGAGCUGUAUUUCAUUUUUAAAUGAAAGACUUAUAUUGUGAAAAUUUCUUAAAUAAAGUGUAAUAAAUGAA
Molecule: messenger RNA, 1312 nt
Organism: Eriocheir sinensis (Chinese mitten crab)
Lineage: Eukaryota; Metazoa; Arthropoda; Malacostraca; Decapoda; Varunidae
Gene: snf
Product: U1 small nuclear ribonucleoprotein A-like
Exons: 6
Coding region: 185-913 (242 amino acids)
Biological process (GO): mRNA splicing, via spliceosome
Cellular component (GO): U1 snRNP
Molecular function (GO): U1 snRNA binding
Source: RefSeq, a predicted model, not a curated record